AUGGAGGCGUUCAGGAAGCAGGCGAGCAAGUUCAAGGAGCAGGUCGCCAAGCAGCAGCAGGCUGUGAUAAAACAAUUCAGCACUACUGGUUACGAGCGUUCAGAUUCUGUUGUCAUUGAUGAAGUUGAAUUACAGCAACAUCAAAGGCUUGAGAAAUUGUACAGUUCUACUCGUUCUGGAAGGGAUUUUCAAAAGGACAUAGUUCGAGCAGCUGAAGGCUUGGUGUCUAUUGGAAGCAAGCAUAUUGAAGUGGGAACAAAAUUUUCUGAGGAUUGCUAUAGAUAUGGAGGUGAAAAUAAUGCUGAUGGUGAAGCUCUUACAAAAGCCGCAUCACUGUAUGGAGGUGCUUUGAGAAAUGUUGAAAAGGAGUAUGAAGAUUUCAAUAGAAGUUUAUGUUCUCAGAUCAUAGAUCCAUUGAAGGCGAUGGCUGUGUGCGCUCCCCUGGAAGAAGCUCGUGGUUUUGCACAACGUUAUAGCCGGAUGAGACAUGAAGCUGAGAUACUCUCUGCUGAAAUUGCUAGAAGGAAGGCACGGGUAAGAGAAUCUCCAGUUGCUGAGCACACUACAAAACUUGAGCAAUCUGAAGGUAAGAUGAUAGAGCACAAAGCAAGCAUGGCUGUGUUGGGAAAAGAGGCUGUUGCUGCACUUGGUGCUGUUGAAUCUCAGCAAAAGAGGGUAACUCUUCAGCGCCUGGUUGGCAUGGUAGAAGCAGAGAAGUUGUUCUAUUUGAGGUUAGCUGCCAUACUUGAUGAUGUUGAAGCUGAGAUGUCAUCUGAGAAGCAAAAGAGAGAGUCUGCACCUCCUUCCCGUAAGCGUGCCGAGAUGGCCCAGUACUUCCUCGCUGAGGCAGUGCAUAACUUCAAUGGUACCACAGAGAAGGAGCUGAGCUUAAUUGUUGGUGAUUAUGUUGUUGUUCGUCAGAUUGCUCCCAACGGUUGGGCGGAAGGGGAAUGCAGAGCGAAGGCAGGGUGGUUUCCGGCUGCCUAUGUCGAGAGGCGCGAGAAUAUCCCCCCAAAUAAAGUCUUCCCGCAGGCAUAG
Triticum turgidum subsp. durum (durum wheat) is the source of this 1038-nucleotide messenger RNA. NCBI's taxonomy places the organism in Eukaryota, Viridiplantae, Streptophyta, Magnoliopsida, Poales, Poaceae. The record is from the annotation of a GenBank genome assembly.